Messenger RNA from Eurypyga helias (sunbittern), 2960 nucleotides. RefSeq names its product TEK tyrosine kinase, endothelial (gene TEK). Lineage: Eukaryota; Metazoa; Chordata; Aves; Eurypygiformes; Eurypygidae. The record is from RefSeq and is a predicted model, not a curated record. Gene Ontology annotation, molecular function: transmembrane receptor protein tyrosine kinase activity; ATP binding; protein binding. Gene Ontology annotation, cellular component: signaling receptor complex. Gene Ontology annotation, biological process: positive regulation of phosphatidylinositol 3-kinase/protein kinase B signal transduction; positive regulation of endothelial cell migration; positive regulation of MAPK cascade.
GUUCCUUCAUCCACUCUGUGCCCAGGCAUGAGGUGCCGGGGGAGCUGGAAGUCUCCUAUUCUCAGGUUCAACCACAGGACGCAGGAGUUUACUCUGCCAGAUACAUAGGAGGAAACCUCUUCACUUCAGCUUACACAAGGCUUAUUGUAAGACGAUGUGAAGCUCAGAAAUGGGGCCCUUCCUGCAGUUUCCACUGCCCUUCCUGCACGAACAAUGGCAUUUGUCAUGAAGAUACCGGGGAAUGCAUCUGCCCUCCAGGUUUUAUGGGAAAAACAUGUGAGAAAGCUUGUGGAGCCAAUACGUUUGGCAAAACGUGUGAGGAGACCUGUAAAGAAAGCUAUGGCUGCAGGAACUACAUGUUCUGCCUUCCAGAUCCGUAUGGUUGUUCUUGUGCCACAGGAUGGAUGGGACUGGAAUGUGAUAAAGAAUGCAAACCUGGUUUUUAUGGGUCGGAUUGCAAACUGAAAUGUAAUUGUCACAAUCGAGGGACAUGUGACAGAUUCAAGGGCUGCAUCUGCUCCCUCGGCUGGCAUGGUCUGCAGUGUGAAAGAGAAGGUAAAGCAAGGUAACACGACCUUUCACCUCAGAUAGAAAACUUAAUAGACCCUGUGGAACUCAAUUCUGGCGUCGAGUUCAAGCCUUUUUGUAUCGCAACUGGGAUGCCACUCCCUAAAUCUGAAGAAUUUAAACUUUUGAAGCAAGAUGGAACGGUCUUAAGGCCCUCCCUGUUUGUUACCAGUAAUCGCUCUGAGGCCAUGUUUACAAUUAAUCGAAUCCAGCCCCGUGACACAGGAACCUGGGUCUGCAGCGUGCAGACGGUCGCGGGAAUGGCAGAGAAACCCUUUCAAGUUACGGUCAAAGUUCCUCCUGUGCCACAGUAUGCCCCAAGGCUGACAGACAGCGGACAUAAUUUUCUCAUAAUUGAUAUCAAUGCUGAGUUACAUCUUGGAGAUGGACCUGUUGUGUCAACAAAACUCCUGUACAAGCCAGCAAAACGUUAUCAGUCCUGGAUGUCUGUGGAAGUGAAAGGCACAACCAAAAGGCUGGACAACCUGGAACCAAAAACAGAGUAUCAGUUCUGUGUUCAGCUGAGUCGGCAAGGGGAAGGUGGGGAAGGCCACCCUGGACCACAGGCUAGCUUCACCACAGCUGCGCUCGGUCUUCCUCCACCAGAAGGUCUCACUCUCUUUCCAAAAAGCAUGACAUCCCUGAAUUUGUCAUGGCAUCCUUUAACACUGAGGACAGAGGAUGACAUUCGUGUUGAUAGCGUGAAUGACAACGGUGCCGAGAGCAGUGUUAUUACUCAAGUGCCAGGAAAUAUGUCCACCCUGAUCAUUAAAGACCUUGAGCCUAGACAGCAGUACAUGUGCAGGGUACGGGUGAACACCAGGUCCCAGGGAGAAUGGAGCAACUACCUGUAUGCAUGGACUUUCAGUGACCGAAUCCCUCCUGCACCAUACAACAUCAGGUUUUCUAACACUACUGACACAUCCUCCGUCAUCUCUUGGGCAACUGCUGAGGGUCAUUCCAUCUCCUCCAUCAUCAUCAGCUACAAAAUUUACGGCAAGGCAGAGUACAACCACAUCGACAUUAUCAUAAAGAACGCCAGCAUUACCCAGUACCACCUCAAAGGCCUUGAGCCAAACACCGUGUACCAGGUUCAGAUUAAUGCUCAGAACAACAUCGGCUUGAGCAACCCAAACACUUCGUUUGAACUGAAGACUCUUCCAGAAACUAAAGUUCCGUAUGAAUCAAAAGGAGGCAAAAUGCUGCUGAUUGCAAUCCUUGGCUCUGCGGGGAUGACCUGUGUGACGAUUCUCCUGGCCUUUCUCAUCAUGCUGCAGCUAAAGCGAGCCAACUUCCAGCGCCGCAUGGCUCAGGCCUUCCAAAACGUGGUGAGGGAAGAGCCAGCCGUACAGUUUAACUCAGGUACUCUCACCCUGAGCAAGAAAGCCAAAAACAGCCCAGAUCCCACUAUUUAUCCAGUUCUUGAGUGGAAUGACAUAAAAUUUCAAGACGUGAUCGGGGAAGGUAACUUUGGGCAAGUCCUGAAAGCACGCAUUAAGAAAGAUGGCUUACGCAUGGAUGCUGCGAUUAAAAGGAUGAAAGAGUACGCCUCAAAAGACGAUCACAGAGACUUUGCUGGAGAACUUGAAGUUCUUUGUAAACUUGGUCAUCACCCCAACAUCAUAAAUCUUCUGGGAGCCUGUGAACAUCGGGGAUAUCUUUAUCUUGCUAUUGAAUAUGCUCCCCAUGGAAAUUUACUGGACUUCCUUCGGAAAAGCAGAGUGCUAGAGACUGACCCGGCCUUUGCUAUUGCCAACAGUACUGCAUCUACACUGUCCUCUCAGCAACUUCUGCAUUUUGCAGCAGACGUUGCUAGAGGGAUGGACUACUUGAGCCAGAAACAGUUUAUUCAUCGAGAUUUGGCAGCCAGAAACAUCUUGGUUGGAGAAAACUACGUUGCAAAAAUAGCUGACUUUGGCUUAUCAAGAGGUCAAGAAGUUUAUGUUAAGAAGACCAUGGGACGGCUUCCAGUGCGAUGGAUGGCCAUUGAAUCUCUGAAUUACAGCGUUUACACCACAAACAGUGACGUGUGGUCAUACGGUGUCCUGUUAUGGGAAAUUGUUAGUUUAGGUGGAACACCGUAUUGUGGUAUGACCUGUGCAGAACUCUACGAAAAACUGCCUCAAGGGUACAGACUGGAAAAGCCUCUCAACUGUGACGAUGAAGUGUAUGACCUAAUGAGGCAGUGCUGGAGAGAGAAACCGUAUGAAAGACCAUCGUUUGCUCAGAUACUGGUGUCACUGAACAGGAUGUUAGAAGAAAGGAAGACCUACGUGAACACUACCCUAUACGAGAAGUUUACUUAUGCAGGCAUUGACUGCUCCGCUGAAGAAGCUGCUUAAGACAGGAGAAAUCUUCAUUCAUCAACGAUGUACUGAAGAAAACCAAAACUC